Messenger RNA from Aureococcus anophagefferens, 375 nucleotides. RefSeq lists its product as hypothetical. The record is from RefSeq and is a predicted model, not a curated record. NCBI's taxonomy places the organism in Eukaryota, Pelagophyceae, Pelagomonadales, Pelagomonadaceae. The annotation marks the transcript as partial. The transcript has a single exon.
AUGGCGCAGGACGCCGGGCACAUCUACCUCUGCAGCACCGAGGGCCACGCCGUGGAGCCGCCCCCGGGCGGCCAGAUGGACUACGCCGGCCUCGCCUGCGUGUCGGACCCCGCGGACCCGGGCGGCCGCCGCGGGAGCUUCGGCGAGCUCGCGGAGACCGUGGUCUGCUCGUCGGCGUCGAGCGUCCUCGAGCUCGACGGCGCGCGCGCCGCCGUCGACAUCGCGGAGACGCAAAUCGACGACGUCACGCAGAUCGGGAGCGGCUGGCCCAAGCAGGUCGACUUCGAGUUCAUGCCCGGCGCCGACGACGACGACGAGGAGGAGAAGGAAAUCUACGAGGGCGCGCGCCUCCAGCACCUCGCGGCCCAGGACAAG